Messenger RNA from Dicrocoelium dendriticum, 1761 nucleotides. The record is from the annotation of a GenBank genome assembly. Lineage: Eukaryota; Metazoa; Platyhelminthes; Trematoda; Plagiorchiida; Dicrocoeliidae.
UUUUUAAAAACAUCGAAAAGUAUCUCCCUGCCAAUCAUAAACCGUGGGAUUGACAAUACUUAGUCCCGAAUGUCGGGUUUGGUGACCUAUGAGUCGUCUUCCGAUGGCGACAGCAGCAGCAGCAGCACCGAAGACACUGCAUCUCCCAAAGUUUUGAAAAGUCAGUUUGUAACAACUAUAAAUGUCGCUCCCGAAGUUAUCCACAAGGAUGAAUUUUUACCGAUUAUCCCAGUUGAUCCGCAGUCACGAGAGUUAGUUCAUAACCCGACGGUGGAACAGCUAUAUGCUCCGGUGUUCGGCCCAGCGAACCCAUUCAAAUCUGAAAAACAACUUGCUCCGAAAAACAUUCUCAGUGGCUUGGUUGAAGAGACCCAUGUAAAUACCUUCGCUUUCGAGACCCAACAUCGAACUUUCAUGAGUUUCGGUUACGCUGAAGAUCCGUCUGUUGAAGGGGGUCAAGAACGGCGUCUGGUUGGUGAACCAGAGAGAAUCGAGUGUAAUGAAGGAAAAACCGUGUUCGAAAAAGCAAAGAAGCCCAAGGUAGACGUUCGAAAGCGUGACAGUAACUGGGACCCAACUAGUGAAGAUUACACUGGUCCUUGGGCGAAAUACAAGGACGAAGUCACCGUUUCCGUGCCUUCUGAAGAAGACCGGGUCUAUCUGGAGGCAUAUUUGGCCAAGAAAGCCACAAAAAGACGAGUUGUCGAGGAGGCUCCUGUCGAAGAGAAAUCCGUGUUACACAUACCAUCAGCAGUGGACUAUCAGGGUCGUAGCUUUUUACAUGCUCCGCAUGAUAUACCGAACGUCAACCUCCGAUCCACCGACCCGGUAGACCGAUGUUUCCUGCCGAAACGAAUGAUUCACGAGUGGAACAAUGCCCAUGCUCGUGGAGUGGCCGCCAUUCGACUGUUUCCCAAAACCGGUCACUUGCUACUUUCAGCUGGCAUGGACACAAAGGUCAAACUGUGGGAAUUGUAUAAAGAACGUCGUCUCGUUCGCAGUUACAUGGGACACCGUCAAGCAGUCCGCGACAUCGACUUCAGCGGCAGUGGCACCAACUUCUUAAGCGCAUCUUACGAUCGUUAUGUCAAGUUGUGGGAUACCGAGACUGGAAAAUGCACUAACCAGUUCAACUUGAAACGAGUUGCUUAUUGUGUUCGAUUCAACCCGGACGAGGACAAGCAGCACCUCUUCCUCGUUGGAUGUGCGGACAAGAAAAUACUCUGUUACGACACACGGAGCGGUGAGGUCGUCCAACAGUACGAUCGUCAUUUGGGCGCCGUGAACGCAGUGGCAUUUGUUGAUAACAACAGACGUUUCGUGUCCACCUCCGAUGAUAAAUCUCUUCGCGUUUGGGAAUGGGACAUUCCGGUAGAUUUCAAAUAUCUGGCAGAUCCAUCUCUACACUCCAUGCCGGCGGUGACCGUCUCCCCUAAUGGUAAAUAUCUUCUAUGCCAAUCCUUGGACAAUCAACUGGUCGUAUUCAACGUGUUCGCCGGAUUCAAGCGUAUGCGGAAAAAGAUCUUCCGUGGACACAUGGUCUCCGGGUAUGCGUGCACGGUAGACAUGUCACCCGACCAGCGCUACAUCGUAUCCGGUGAUGGUGACGGUUUCUUGUGCCUAUGGGAAUGGAAGUCGACGCGACUGCUCACCAAAUGGAAAGCACACGAGGGAGUCUGUAUCAAUUGUGCUUGGCUACCGCACGAGACAUCCAAGGUUGUCACAGCUGGUUGGGAUGGGAAUAUCAAGCUUUGGGAUUAG